UUGCGCAUGUGUGUGCGCAUUCAUCUUGUUUUUUAAGUAUAAAAAGCAAUGUGCGUACUUCAAUUGCAACUUAGUACAAAACUAGCUGCGUCGAGUAACUCAUUUUCAAAAAACUGAAAGAACAAUUUAUCCAAAAUAAAAUGGCUGGACAUCUGUUGAAACUCGCCCUCAUCUGCACACUUGUUGCUGCUCUACAUGCUGCGCCCGCCCCCGCGCCGCUUCCUGCCGCUGCUGGCGCCCAAGCGCGUACCUUCGGCGGCCUGGGCUUGGGUUUGGGUGCUGGCUUUGGUGGGGGCUUUGGUGGUUAUGGCGGCCUAGGCGGCCUAGGCGGCGGUUAUGGUGGCUAUCCUGGCAUCUAUGGCGGCUAUCCAGGUGGUUAUGGCGGCGGCGGCUACUAUGGCAGACCCGGUUUUGGUGGCGGUUUCUAUCCCGGUUAUGGUGGUCUGGGCGGAUAUGGCGGCUAUGGCAACUAUGGUGGCUCCUUCAGUCAGGCGCAAAGUCAGUCGCAAAGUCACAGUGGCUACUAUAAUGGUGGUUUCGGGAAUGGUUUCUUCGGUUAAGUAGCUAUUUUGGGCUAAGUAGUUUUAGUAAAAUUUUUUAUAAGGAAAACUGUGUGUGAAAAUUUGUGCGAAAUAGAUGAGG
Molecule: messenger RNA, 642 nt
Organism: Rhagoletis pomonella (apple maggot)
Lineage: Eukaryota; Metazoa; Arthropoda; Insecta; Diptera; Tephritidae
Product: glycine-rich cell wall structural protein-like
Exons: 2
Coding region: 141-560 (139 amino acids)
Source: RefSeq, a predicted model, not a curated record